Carassius auratus (goldfish) is the source of this 2858-nucleotide messenger RNA. RefSeq names its product ADP-ribosylation factor-like 13b (gene arl13b). NCBI's taxonomy places the organism in Eukaryota, Metazoa, Chordata, Actinopteri, Cypriniformes, Cyprinidae. Gene Ontology annotation, biological process: non-motile cilium assembly; receptor localization to non-motile cilium. Bases 552 to 1781 code for a protein of 409 amino acids. The record is from RefSeq and is a predicted model, not a curated record. The transcript has 10 exons. Gene Ontology annotation, molecular function: GTPase activity; GTP binding. Gene Ontology annotation, cellular component: ciliary membrane; motile cilium; non-motile cilium.
GCAGCCAUAGCAGCCAGAUUUAGCUUCGUAAACAAAGCGGACAACUAGCGGGCUAACCGUUAUACCAAUACCUUCGUCACCCUCGUAAAACACGUUCUAAAAUUGAGAGUAAAGCAUUUGCGGGGACAGUUUCAGAACGGUAUAACUUAGUAAAGACAUUUUCUUUCUAAUGACAUGUAUUAAACAGUUUCAAUGAUCGUAUGUAACGUUAGCUAACCACUAGCAAUCUGGUUAGCCUUUCAUUAAGGCUGUAUUGAUUCGGGUGAUAACGUUAGUGAGCAAAAUGAAACUUAACUGUUUGGUCAGUAUUGUUAGUGACCGUCUGCGAAUAAGAGGAUGUAUCUUAGUUGAUAUUUAUUAGUUUAUUUCGUCACUUAAUAAUUCUCUAACGUUGCUAGAAAACAAAAUGUCUGUAAUCAGAUCUUUACGAAUCAGAUAAACGUGCUAGCAGAUAACGGGUUGAUCGAAAACACGAAGAAUCAGGAACGUCAGUAAUCGGCCAGAACGGCUGUCAUGAAAUAAUAAAUCCCAGUUCAAGCACUUGGGGUGAAAUGUUCAAUCUGAUGGCGAACUGCUGCAACUGGUUGAAACGAUGGAGAGAACCUGCAAGGAAGGUGACGUUAGUAAUGGUUGGACUGGACAAUGCUGGAAAAACUGCUACUGUCAGAGGAAUCCAGGGAGAAAGUCCUUUAGAUGUAGCACCUACAGUGGGCUUCUCAAAGGUGGACCUGAAGCAGGGGAAGUUUGAGGUCACAAUCUUCGACCUGGGUGGCGGGAAGCGUAUCCGCGGGAUUUGGAAAAACUACUACUCUGAGUCUUACGGAGUGGUGUUUGUUGUGGACUCCAGUGAUGUUCAAAGGAUCCAGGAGACCAGAGACACAAUGGCUGAGGUUCUCCGGCACCCUCGUAUUGCAGGCAAACCUGUAUUAGUACUGGCUAAUAAACAGGACCAAGAUGGGGCAUUGGCUGAAGCAGAUAUCAUUGAGACCCUGUCAUUGGAGAAGCUGGUCAAUGAAAAUAAAUGCCUCUGUCAGAUUGAACCCUGUUCUGCAGUACUGGGUUAUGGUAAGAAGGUUGACAAAUCCAUCAGGAAUGGUCUUAACUGGCUGCUGAAUAACAUUGCCAAGGACUACGAGGCAAUUUCAGAGCGUGUGCAAAGAGAUACAGCUGAGCAGAAGGCUCAAGAAGAAAAAGACAAAAAGGAAAGAGCAGAGAGAGUUCGACGGAUCAGAGAGGAGAGAGACAGACAGGAGCGAGAAGAAGCAGAGCGAGAAGGAAGGACAUUGAAAGAGGAAGAUCUAGAUGAUGUUGACAUGCCCAACCCUUUCCAGGCAAUAAACAAUGUUGUUAAUGAGAAUGAAGACAGACUAAACAAAGAGAAAGCGAUGCAAAGACAGAGAGAAAAUGGCCAGCAGGGCAGUCUGCAAGAACAGACAGUCCUUCAAGAUGAGGAUGAAGAUGAAGAGGAGGAGGAUGAAGAGAGCAAGAGACAGACCCCAGAGAGCACAGAAACAGGAGCAGUGGACCAGAACAAAAAGAAAACUAGAAAAUUACGAUUAAAACGUAAGCACAGAGUCGACCCUCUCAAAGUGGAAGAAGCAGCACCCAAAAGCCCAACCCCUCCUCCCUUACCAGUUGGAUGGGCUACUCCUAAAACUUCUAGGCUCCCCAAACUUGAGCCUCUUGGAGAUACAAGACAUUCUGAUUUCCUUGGCAAACCUCUCCCACCUGUAGCAAUUAGGCAGAGGCCGAACAGCGAUACUCAUGAUGUUAUUUCCUAACACUGCCUCUGCUUCCCCCCUGACUGGUUUACAAUUCUCAAGGGUCCCAACCAAUCAAAGUAUUGUUUUGUUCUUAUCUUCAAGCACGGGCAGUAUAGCAAACUACGCAGAUGCAAUUGCCCAGAAGCGAGGAACUGAUACCCAAUCGACAAACCCAGAUGGAUCACAUGACCUCGAGCACCUGUUGACUGGUGGUCAGAAGAAGCUGUGUUUAAAUGAGAUGGGGGACAUGGACAUUUAUAAUCAGAUAAUGUGUUCAAAUUUUGAAAAGUUUCACCAUUUGUUUUCUUUGGAGCCGUUUGUCUUGUUUUUAUCAAAAUACUUCAAAUCAGUAUUAACAGACAUGAAACUGAAUUAGGAUCAAAAUAUAUCACAGACCUAUUUUUUUUAAGAGAACUGAAAUGUAUGUAAAUACAUAAGAGUUUAAAUUUGUGUACUUGAAAUUGUACAAACAUGUUUUUAUGGUCCACAUGCAUAUCUUAAACUCUUCUAUAAUGUGCAGUUGAUUGUGACACAGUUUGCCUUUUAAAUAUCAGAUGAUCUUUUUUUUCCAGCAGCAUUUAUAGAUUUAUACACUACGCUGUCCUAAUUUUGAGAACGACAUUCAUACUCUCAAACAGCACCAGCAACAGAUACAGAGAUCUGGAGAAAGUGAACUUUUAAAUGUGAUGGAAAAUGUUUUUGCAAACCCAUUGAGUUUGAAACGGCAUUUUUUGCUUUACGGCACACUUUGCUUUAUUAGGAAGGGAAACGUUUGCCAUCUUCUGAAAGAUGAUGAGUGGGUAAUUUCAUGAUUUAUUGUAAAUGUAACAAUACUCAACAUCAAAUAUAAAUGCUUAUUUUAAUAUAUGAUGUCAUUUAUUGUAAACGCCGCUUUCAUAUUUAUUUGAUGCUAUUGCCAUUUUUAUAUUUGACAUUGUUUGAUGUUUUGUUUUGUAUUUUACCCCCACACACUAAUAUUUAGUUGAUGCAAAGUGCUGUGCGUCAUCCAGUUUGCUCUGCUUUCGAUACCUGCGCCUUUUGUACCCAGUUUACACUCAAUAUGAACGUCAAAUAAAUGACUGAAUAAAUAAAAAA